AAGUACAACAUGUCGAUGCCCAAGCUUGCCACCAUGCGUCUGUACGUCCUCGCCGUCUCAGUGCUACUGUCAAUGGCAGUGCAGGAGUGCGCAGCGCAACGGAGCAGCGGUGACCACUCUCCCCUGGUCGCCCCCCUCGCCAAGGACCCCGCCACCUCCCUCUACACCAUCUCCAUCAAGGACGGCGGCGCGCCGCUAGUCAUAGAUCUCGCCGGCCCGCUCGUCUGGUCCACGUGCCCGCCGGCCCACCAGACGUUCCCCUGCGGCUCCCGCGAGUGCGCCGCCGCCAACGGGGUCAGCUCGCCGCUGGGCUGCGACAACGCCGACGACGGUACUGACGGAGGCCGGCAUGAUAAUAGGCGGCCGUACUGCAGCUGCACCGCGCACCCCUGCAGACCGACCACCUCCGGCCGGCCGUGCGCGACGGGAGAUCUCACGACCUUCGCGAUGUCGGCCAACGCCACCGACGGCCGGAGCACGCUGUACCCGGUGUCGUUCACCGCCGUGGGCGCGUGCGCGCCGGACCGCCUGCUGCGGUCGCUCCCCGCGGGCGCCGCCGGCGUCGCUGGGUUCGGGCGCGCGGCGCUGUCCCUGCCGUCGCAGCUGGCCGCGCGGCGCGGGUUCGGGCGCAGGUUCGCGGUGUGCCUGCCGGGCGUGGUCGUGUUCGGGAGCACCCCGAUCUACCUCAAGUACUAUCCUGUCGAGCUCACGGCCACCAUCGCGUUCACGCCGCUCGCCAAGAACCCCCGGAGAGGCGGGUACUAUCUACCCGUCAAGGACAUCUCCGUGGUCUGGGACGGCGUAACCACCCCGGCGUCCCUCCCGCCGCGCGCACUAGAGAUCGACGCCUGGACCGGCCGCGGCGGCGUCACGCUGAGCACCGUGCAGCGGUACACGACCAUGCGCGCCGACGUGUACCGGCCCUUCAUCCGGGCGUUCAACGCGAGCAUCGGCAAGCCAGGGUACGUCAAGUCGGUGGCGGCGGUGGCGCCGUUCGAGCUGUGCUACGACACGUACUCGUUGCGGCGGCUGAAGCGGACCGGUUGGAACGUGCCGACGAUCCACCUGGAGCUGGGCGCGGGCGCCUCGAUGAACUGGAUGGUGAACAACGGAAACUCCAUGGUGCAGAUGGGGGACCGCACGGUGUGCCUCGCCUUCGUCGAGAUGGGGCCGGAAGCGGGGUACGGCACGCCGGCGCCGGCGGUUGUGAUCGGCACGUACCAGUUGGAGGACAACCUGCUGGUGUUCGACGAGGACAAAGAGGUGCUGCACUUCAGCGGCCUUCUCUGGGGCUCCGGGGCCACCUGCAGCGGCUUCAACUUCACCUUGGCUAGCUAGUAGUUCAGUACGCAUUAGGCAGGCAGGCAUGUGUGGUCUGUGUUAAUUUUUCUAA
This is a messenger RNA of Phragmites australis (common reed), 1393 nucleotides long. RefSeq names its product chitinase CLP-like. Gene Ontology annotation, molecular function: aspartic-type endopeptidase activity. Lineage: Eukaryota; Viridiplantae; Streptophyta; Magnoliopsida; Poales; Poaceae. Gene Ontology annotation, biological process: proteolysis. The record is from RefSeq and is a predicted model, not a curated record. The transcript has a single exon. The coding region runs from base 10 to 1338 and encodes 442 amino acids.